AUGUCCCGGACCACACUCCUGCUCCCGCUCCUCACCCUCUACACAGGCUCUGUUGCCUCCUAUGAGCUGACACAGCCACCCUUGGUGUCAGUGUCCCCAGGACAGACAGCCAGGAUCUCCUUCUCUGGAGAUAUACUGAAGGAAAAUUAUGCUGACUGGUACCAGCAGAAGCCCGGCCAGGCCCCUGUGCUGGUGAUAUAUGAAGAUAGUAAGCGACCCUCUGGAAUCCCUGAGCGAUUCUCUGGGUCCACCUCAGGGGACACGACCACCCUGACCAUCAGCAGCACCCUGAGCGAAGACGAGGCUGACUAUUCCUGUUUUUCUGGGAAUGAGAACAAUCCCACAGUGACACAGGCAGAUGGAGCAGUAGAGCUGCACUCCCCACAGGCAGCUGGAGGAACUGACGAGGAGAAGCUGUUUGCAUCAGGACCUCAAAAAUUUGGCUCAGGAUUUUCCCAUGUCCCCUUCCCAAGUUCAGGCCCUUCCUUUCCUUGUCAAGUACACUCCCUGAAUUCUCUGCUUCUGGGUCAGCAAAGCUCUAGAACUUCAGGGAAAGCAGGGCUGAGUGACCCAGUGGGGCCCCAGAAAGCUGGCCCAGGACCAGACACACAGGCAGCAGGGGGGGUCCCCACAGGGCUGACUGGUGGGCAUCGGGGGAGUCACCACCAACCCAUCCUGGCCCUGUAUUUGUAUCCAGAACCAGUCAAAGCCACACGUGAGUCCCGCAUCCCUCAGUUCCAAGGCCCAAUCUCCCUUCAGGACCACCCACCACCCAGAGAGACGUGCAAGGAGCCUGAGAAAGAACCUGAAACCGCCACUAUUACAUGA
Molecule: messenger RNA, 828 nt
Organism: Cercocebus atys (sooty mangabey)
Lineage: Eukaryota; Metazoa; Chordata; Mammalia; Primates; Cercopithecidae
Exons: 5
Coding region: 1-828 (275 amino acids)
Biological process (GO): immune response; immunoglobulin production
Source: RefSeq, a predicted model, not a curated record